Molecule: messenger RNA, 1101 nt
Organism: Lagenorhynchus albirostris (white-beaked dolphin)
Lineage: Eukaryota; Metazoa; Chordata; Mammalia; Artiodactyla; Delphinidae
Gene: CRLF2
Product: cytokine receptor like factor 2
Exons: 8
Coding region: 1-1101 (366 amino acids)
Biological process (GO): cytokine-mediated signaling pathway
Cellular component (GO): external side of plasma membrane
Molecular function (GO): cytokine receptor activity; protein binding
Source: RefSeq, a predicted model, not a curated record
AUGAGGCGUAUCCUUCUGCCCUGGGCAGCCUCAGCUCUCUUCCUGCUGGGACUUCUGAUGGCUUCAGAAGAAACGGAGCUGAAAACUUUGCAGCUUCAAAUCAUCAACUUUAAUUUUGAAACUGUGAAGGUUACAUGGAACGCAAGUGAAUACCCCGGGACUAAUUUGACAUUCCUCCAAAAGUUAAGCAGCAAUGAGGCCUACAGACCGUGCUCCCAGUACACCCUUCAACAAGGUUACACUGCCGGGUGCCUCUUGGAAGUAGAGAAAGAUGAAGUUCUAUAUAUUUCCAUCAGGAAUGGAACACACCCUCUUCUCAGCAAGAGUCUGUGGAUCAGCUGUUACCUGAAACCCAGAUCCCUGAGUGAUCUGAGCUUCCAGUGGCAUCAGGGAGCAGUGACAGUGACUUGCUCUGACCUGUGGUACAAAGGUCUCGUGUAUGAAAUCCAGCACAAGAGCACCUUUGACACCGAGUGGCAGUCCAAGGAGGCAAAAACCUGCAAUGUCACGCUCGACAGUUUGGAUGAUGAGAAGUGUUAUUUCUUUCGGGCCAGAGUGAAAACGCUGGAGUCCAGCUACGGCUCUGACACAUACCCAAGUGACUGGUCAGAGGUGAUACGCCAGCAGAGGGGCAAGCUAACAGAUUUGUGCCAGGAAAACAGCCUUUUCCCAAAUUUUAUUUUAAUUGCUGGCAUGGUCACCUUCCUGGUAGCCUCCCUUCUCCUUCUGCCUUUAUGGAAACUACGGAGGGUUAAGAAGGUUCUCAUGCCCAGCGUGCCGGAUCCCAGAUUCACCUUCUCGGGGCUCUUUGAGUCUCACCAAGGUAACUUCCAGGAGUGGAUCAAGGACACGCAGAACGUGGCUCAUGUGAAUAAGAUGGAAGACGGGGAGUGGGAGUCUCUCCCGGAAGAGGCCGUGGUGGUCCAGCUGGCCGAGAUGCCCAAGACAGUGGUGACGAGCCCUGUGUACCGGCAGACAGCGGAGGAAGAGGCCACCGGGGAGCCCGGCCAGCUCCCUCGCCAGCCCCCCCAGGGCGGCGAGGUGGUGUCUCUCGGGGAUGUUACGUUUGUGAUGAGUGACAAUUCAUACGUGAUGUUCUGA